This is a messenger RNA of Peronospora belbahrii, 3042 nucleotides long. The record is from the annotation of a GenBank genome assembly. Lineage: Eukaryota; Oomycota; Peronosporomycetes; Peronosporales; Peronosporaceae.
AUGUUCGCGUCCAAGCUUGGGUACAAAGGAGCACAAACACGGUUUAAUCUACUGCUUCUCGAGGACGGCGAGUUUUUUCUCGAUGAUUUCAGUGUCUAUCGGUUCUUAGAACCAAAACCUGAUUCGCAUCGUAAAGUUCAAGGACGACUAAAAAUGUGCACGCGUGGCUUUUUUUUUGAGCCACAAGAUACAAAUUUACCCAUCUUAAGGUUCUUUUUUCGAGACAUGAAGGAACUGCCCGUGGCGGAGCUACAUGAGAGUCCUGAAGCUGCAGAUUGUGCUAUUUUUCUAGCAUUUAGCGUGUCGUCGGUGGUAGAAAUGAAGGAAAGAGGAGUGGAUCAUCCAUACGUACAGAAAGAUACUGGAUCUAGUACUGGAGUACCUGAGAAAUAUACUUUCUCGUUGGUUCAUUCAAAAAUUGAAGAGUUUUUAAAGAAUGUACAGCCAAUCUGGGAACUAGCACACAAAGACGGGGUGAUGAACAAAGUAGAUGAAGAAAUGUUGCUUGAGCCAGUGCUAGAACCACGGCAGACAGAUCAAUUUGAUUCGAGUUUGUUGGUGGAUUUUCGUGAACGUCCAUUGCAGACAAAGGGAAAAUUAGUGGACCGUAUUGUGCCGCUACUAAAGUAUCCGGGCUGUCUGAUGCUGACAAAUCAGCGGCUAUACUUUCAGCCAGCACAAGUGAACAAUGUGGGCGAUCCUGUGCUGAAUUGGGCGUAUAAUACGAUCGAGUACUUGUACAAGCGACGGCAUAUGCUGAAACAAACGGGUCUCGAGAUUUUUUUGAAAAAUGGAGAAAGCUUUUUUUUUAGCUUUCGGAAUCGUCAUGAUCGUGAUGAAGUGUAUGACAUGAUGGUGAAUCAGCCAGAUUUGAAACACCUGCAGCAGACAGAUUUGGAAUCUAUGCUGCGUAAAUGGCAGCAGCGCGAGGUAUCAAACUACGACUACCUGCUGUACUUGAACAACACUGCCGGUCGCACGAAGAAUGAUCUGACGCAGUAUCCGGUGUUUCCGUGGAUAGUGAACGAUUACAUAAGCCCAUCGAUAGACCUGUCAGAUCCAGCUAUAUAUCGUGACCUCUCAAAGCCCGUCGGUGCGCUCAAUGAAGAGCGUUUGGAGUUUUAUAAAGCGCGGUUUGAAACGAUGCCUCAUGGUAUGGAAGAUGAAGGUUUGCCUCCGCCAUUUUUGUAUGGAACGCAUUACUCCACUCCAGGUUAUGUGCUGUAUUACUUUGUACGAAUGGCUCCUGAAUAUAUGCUUUGUCUCCAAAAUGGAAAGUUUGACGCUCCGGACCGGCUGUUUCAGAGUAUUCCUAAUACCUGGAGCAGUUGCAACACAAACCAUGCUGAUCUGAAAGAGCUUGUUCCAGCUUUCUUUGACGACUCGCUACCGGCGGAGGAGUGGCUUUGCAAUGGAAAGAAUCUUGAUCUUGGGACUACGCAAAAGCUGACAAGGGUUGGAGACGUCGAGCUUCCUGCAUGGGCAUCCAGCCCAUCUGAAUUUGUCCGUAUUAACCGAGAAGCGCUGGAGAGCGAAUACGUUUCAGAGCACCUUCACGAGUGGAUAGAUCUGAUCUUUGGCUGCAAACAACGUGGAGAGGCUGCGAUUGAGGCAAACAACUUGUUCUACUACCUAUCGUACGAAGGCUCUGUGGAUCUUGAAAAAAUAACAGACCCUGUGGAGAAGUGCUCAUUCGAAGCGCAGAUUCAAGAGUUUGGACAGACGCCUAAGCUGCUUUUUUCUGGAGCUCAUCCUUCUCGUAAUGAUGUCGGCAAAGCAGUGGAUAUUGCGACGCUCGACUUGAUGCCGCUUUCGCGAAAACUUGAUGAGGUAGCUGGAUUGACCAACAGGUCAUCGUCGUCAGUUACAGAUUUCGAUAAUCGUAGCCGAGGAAAUAGCGAUGGCAACCGCAACAGCUGCUUUGAUGAGAAUGAAGAGGAGGAGCACGCAACGACGGGGAAUCGACGCAGUAUGUUUGCAUUCCGAACUCGCUCAUUAAGCUCUGUACCAAAACAAGCACAGCGGAUUGUAGGAGGGAUUACAGCUCAAAUUCGCCGACGAAUGAGUGUUGAAUCAUCUAAGCGUUGGAAUUGGACAUUUGGCACAAGUGGCGAUACUUCGUCGUGGGCGCCAUCGACACACUACAUGCUCCAUGCAAGCGAAGUCACUUCUUUGGUUCUAGGGAAAGGUGGACGAGCGCUUUUUUCAACGUCAAAGGAUUCAACUUUUAAGGUUUCUGCAACAUUGGAUGGCACGCUUCGGCGUAACCUUUCGUGCAACCUGGCUUUGUCAUGCUGUGGUGUAUCACCCGAUGAAAAGUAUGUUUUUGUUGGAUCAUGGGACAACUGCAUUUACAUGUACUCCAUGGACGUUGGACGUGUAAUCGAUCAGAUCACAGCCCACGAUGAUGGUCUGUCGGCUAUAGAUGUAUAUGAAGACCGUUUGCUCUCGAGUUCCUGGGACGGCUCGAUCAAGACGUGGCACUAUACAUCAAAAGGGAUUGCGACGGCUCCGUUAUCGACGUUCAUGGAGUGUGAAGAGUCGGUAGUCUGUCUGUGCAUUAGCAUGGAUGGAUGUACAGGUGCUGCUGCUACAAGUAAUGGAAUGGUGUAUCUUAUCAAUUUACGCACAUGCGAGUUAAUACGCAAGAUCUUUGCGAGCCCAACACAACACGCAGAAAUUUGCGGGUUAACAUUCUGUGGUGGGGGAUCCACAGUCGCUUGCAUGAGCACAGCGAACGAGCUUUCGGUCUUUCAAAUGGAUGGCAAGCAAGUGAUAGCGAUCAACGUGAACGCUGAUGGACCUGUCCAGUGCUUUGACUCAGACGGCGAAUACGCAGUUGGCGGAACGUCGAAUGGCAAGCUACUAUUCUGGAAACUUGAUGAACCCAGGGGUCAUGAACAGGUUUUAGAAAUCCCGGAUGCACAUGCCGAGGGCGUGUCUGCACUAACUGUGGGUUUGCACGCAUCCACAAUUGUGUCAGCUUCUACUGACGGGGGGCAUUCGCAUUUGGCAACUUCGUCGCAAAGCUGCUUCUCGUAG